AUGUAUAAUUUCAUAUUAGAAGGUCAUGUUAUAGCAACACUGAUAUCUAAUGGUCAUGUUAUAGCAACACUGAUAUCUAAUGGGCAUAUUAUAGCAACACUGAUAUCUAAUGGGCAUGUUAUAGCAAAACUGAUAUCUAAUGGUCAUGUUAUAGCCACACUGAUAUCUAAUGGGCAUGUUAUAGCAACACUGAUAUCUAAUGGGGCAUGUUAUAGCAACACUGAUAUCUAA
Molecule: messenger RNA, 231 nt
Organism: Lottia gigantea (owl limpet)
Lineage: Eukaryota; Metazoa; Mollusca; Gastropoda; Lottiidae
Exons: 1
Coding region: 1-231 (76 amino acids)
Source: RefSeq, a predicted model, not a curated record